Molecule: messenger RNA, 234 nt
Organism: Aphanomyces astaci
Lineage: Eukaryota; Oomycota; Saprolegniomycetes; Saprolegniales; Verrucalvaceae
Exons: 2
Coding region: 1-234 (77 amino acids)
Source: RefSeq, a predicted model, not a curated record
AUGCUCGUGAUCGCCCACCGCCUCGACACGAUCCUGGACAGCGACCGCAUUUUAGUGUUAGAUCAAGGCCGAGUGGUGGAGUACGACGCCCCCCACGCCCUCUUGGCCACCGACGGGGGACCGUUCGCGCAGUUGGCGUCGCAUGCCCGGUUGGGCCAGUCGGGUGCCUUGGCCGUACUCCCCGAUGUUGAACCCGAUCGAGAAUAUGUGGCCGGCGUUGAAGAGCCGCAUUAA